Messenger RNA from Cervus elaphus (red deer), 5601 nucleotides. It is a transcript of the gene ARHGAP19, whose product is annotated as Rho GTPase activating protein 19. Bases 155 to 1738 code for a protein of 527 amino acids. Gene Ontology annotation, biological process: signal transduction; regulation of small GTPase mediated signal transduction. NCBI's taxonomy places the organism in Eukaryota, Metazoa, Chordata, Mammalia, Artiodactyla, Cervidae. The transcript is spliced from 12 exons. Gene Ontology annotation, molecular function: GTPase activator activity. The record is from RefSeq and is a predicted model, not a curated record. Gene Ontology annotation, cellular component: cytoplasm.
GCACUGACGCCUUUCUCUUGGGUCACGGUGACCCAGGGGGCCAGGCUUUGUUCCUUUUUUCUGCGGCGUUUAUCAUCUUUGCGCCUGCGGGGACUGAGGCUCGGUGGUCCGGCGCCGGCGCUGGGCACAGCCAGGACCCUGCUUGGUCCAGCUGAUGCUAUUGGGAGGUCCACUAGCGGGGUUGGCUGCAAACCGACCUGUUUGUGGUGGCAACGCUCCGUGCCUUUGCGCUGAGACUCAUCUUGAUGGUGAGGAAACAAGCCCAGAGCUGUUAAGCGAAUUCCCCAACGUCGCACAGCGCUGGGAGAGAACGCUUGAUGCUAUCUGCAAUUUUGUUAUCUGCAAUGACUCUUCCCUUCAAAGUCAGCCCAUUAUCUUCAAUCCUGACUUUUUUGUGGAGAAACUCCGACAUGAGAAACCUGAGGUGUUCACUGAGUUGGUGGUCAGCAACAUUACAAGACUUAUUGAUCUACCUGGAACUGAGUUGGCUCAGCUGAUGGGAGAAGUGGAUCUUAAGUUGCCUGGUGGGGCGGGCCCAGCAUCAGGAUUCUUCCGGUCUCUAAUGUCUCUCAAGAGAAAGGAAAAAGGAGUUGUAUUUGGAUCCCCACUGACAGAGGAAGGCAUUGCCCAGAUAUACCAACUGAUUGAAUAUCUACACAAGAACUUACGAGUAGAGGGUUUGUUUAGAGUACCAGGGAAUAGUGUCCGACAGCAGAUUUUAAGAGAUGCUCUCAAUAAUGGAACUGAUAUUGACUUGGAAUCAGGGGAGUUUCACUCAAAUGAUGUUGCUACCUUGCUGAAGAUGUUUCUAGGAGAGUUACCUGAGCCCUUGCUGACACAUAAACAUUUUCACGCACACCUCAAAAUUGCUGAUUUGAUGCAGUUUGAUGAUAAAGGAAACAAGACCAAUGUACCAGAUAAGGAACGGCAAAUCGAGGCUCUUCAGUUGCUCUUCCUCAUUCUCCCUCCACCCAACCGUAACUUGCUGAAGUUACUGCUUGAUCUCCUGUACCAGACAGCAAAGAAACAAGACAAGAAUAAGAUGUCCGCCUAUAACCUAGCCCUUAUGUUUGCGCCCCAUGUCUUAUGGCCAAAAAAUGUCACUGCAAAUGACCUUCAAGAGAAUAUCACAAAAUUAAAUGAUGGGAUGGCUUUUAUGAUUAAACACUCUCAGAAACUUUUUAAGGCUCCUGCUUACAUUCGGGACUGUGCCAGGUUGCACUAUGUGGGUUCCAGAACUCAAGCUUCAAAGGAUGAUCUUGAUCUGAUAGCUUCAUGUCAUACCAGGUCCUUCCAACUGGCAAGAUCUCAAAAAUGGAACCGGGUAGAUUCCUGCUCUCAUCAGGAGGAGACCCAGCAGCGUACGGAAGAGGCACUAAGAGAAUUGUUCCAACACGUUCACAAUAUGCCAGAGUCGGCAAAGAAGAAACAGCUCAUCAGACAGUUUAAUAAGCAUUCUGGGACCCAGACACCGGGACGCGAGCCUUCUACUCCCCUGGUGCAGAAAAGGGCUCGCUCACGGUCCUUCAGUGGCCUCAUUAAGCGGAAGGUCCUGGGAAAUCAGAUGGUGUCAGAAAAGAAAAACAAGUACCCUACUCCGGAUUCUGUAGCCAUUGGUGAAUUGAAGAGAGCCAGCAAAGAAAAUAUGAACUUAUUAUUUUCUGGCUCUCCAGCUGUCAUGAUGACACCAACAAGACUGAAAUGGCCUGAGGGGAAGAAAGAGGGGAAAAAAGCGUAGGAUUCUUCUGAAGGAUCCAGAGUUUUCCUGUUGUCCACCCAGAAUUCUUUCUUCUGUGGGCCAGGGGCCGUGACCACCCGCAGAAGAGCUGGGACUUGCAGCUCGCUUGCUGCGUGUUGAAUUGUGAAAGCCAACUAAUCCUGUGACUCAACUGAUACCUCUAACCUCACUCAGCGGCGAUGUCUGCAGAUUCUGCCUACUGAACCGGUGCUAGCAACUCUCUCUCUCUCUCUCUCUUUAAAAACAAUGUUCUGGGGAAACCACUAAACCGCCAAACCAGCUUACACACAGCACAUCAAUGAGCAGAACUCGGCAGGCUCCCCUGCCUGUUCCAUGUGUUUCUUUAGGCAGGUUCUGUGUUUCGAAAAUUUGAAGUCUGUGCUCAACUGCAGUGGUUUUUUUAAAAAGUGCAGUCAAUCUAGUGGAUUGAUGUUAUUUUUAACUGAUAGUUGGGACUUUUCUCUGUUUUGAUAGUAUUGGGGGAUAUGUUGGGUAUUGUUUUGUUUGUUUUUUCUUAUAUUUUUAAAAGCCAUAUUUUGGAUAAGUAAUUGAAAUGGGCUCUAAGCCAGAUGUCUUUUCUCUUUUUCACCUUAAGCUCUUUGUCUUAUGAGGCUGUACUCCUCAGUACCUAUUUGUGUCCAAAGAAUUUAUCGCUUUCCUGGGAAUUUUUUUUUUUUUAUGAUUUCUUGGGCCUGAGAUUAUAGGUAUUUGGCCUGCAGUAUUGACUAAUUCUGAAUGAUGCAGUAUCUUAGCAAAUGAUAUUAAACUGUGUCCUUUCUUCCCUCCUUCCUUUCUGUCUCCCUCCCUGUCUUCCUCUUUCCUCAGUGAUGUCAGAAUAGUCGUAUGGUUGCUGAACUCCUGCAUUCAUUCAGAUUCCUCUCACCUAAAACAUGUCUGGUGCCAAUGUGGUGCCUUCUGUGCCCAGUCACUGUAACUCAAAGCAUGUCACCAACAGCUUACUUGAGGCUUGCUGAAGUACCUGUAUGUAGUGGAAGCUCUGGAGUAGGAUUAGGCUGGGGCCGGCUUUAUGGCCAGGAUGACUCCUGAUGGAUGAGAUUAUCCUUCAUCCUUCUAAGGGAUCAGGUGUGCAGGCUGGACCGUCUCCUGAGAGCAAGCUGGAGUCAGAGGAAGGAACUGAGCAUCUGUCUCUGCAGGAUUGAGAGAUUUAAAGGAAAGAAUGUUCUUGUUUGGAAGCAGUUGUGGUUUAUCACCUGUGUUCACGGGCAGCUGCUGGCUUGCCCCUUUGCUUGUCACAGUGGGCACCAGGAGUAGUUUGGAGAUGGGCUGGAGCUUUGACUGGGUUGGGGAUGUUCACGUGUGUUUUGAGGAGAGUGGCAAAGCUCUGAUCCAGUGUGAGAUGUCACUGUCCAGAGAGCAGCAGGGGCAGGAGGGAGUGUUGUUUUAUGCCUGCUCUGUUAGAUGUGUGACCAUUCUUACCCCAUGUGCUGGGGCUGAGUCAGGCCUCAGGGGAAAGGCAGUUGCCCAGCAAACUAUGACUUCUGCCCUAUUUUUAAACUGUUGAAAUGGUGUGUUAUUGCUGAAACAAAAGAUGAUUCUGGGGAGCACAGUUUGCUGUUGUAUCUGGAAGUCAGUCUUGUCCGCUGUAUUUUCUGUUUCUUCUGCUGCCGUAACAACAGUAGUGGAGAAAAAUGGAAAAUUUGGCCAUCCAACUUGAUAGAUUGUAAAUAAUAGAUGGUUAGGAGUAUAAAGCUGCUCAAAAGUCCCUUUUUCUACAGUAGUUUUAUGUCAUUCUUAAAAAAUACUUAUUAGCAAGUUCAUACAUAUAGGGUUCUAUUUGAGUUUUUUCCUUAUAAAAUGUCCUGCACCAGCUGUCAGUGAGUGCAAACAGGGACCCCUUGUGGUAUGACCAGGCGAUAUCUUCCCUUAACUCAGUACUUGUUUCUUAGUUUGUCUAAGCGUCUCAUUCUGGAGUGGUGUGGUCUGCUAAAUGUGGUCUGGCACAGGUGGAGGGAGCAGAGCAGUGACCUCAUACCUCCUUGUCAUCGAGUUGGUUCUGUGGUUCUACUGGAGGGAGGUUCUAUAUGAGAUUUAGUUGGUUGACUGCAGUUAGUAAUCCAGGCUAGUGUUCUGGGGCUGGGGUGGUGAGAGAUUUCUGUCAUGUGCUUCUAUAUAGCUUGCCCCUUUGGGCAGUUUAUGUGGGUAUUUGGGCAUGUGUGUUUCAUUAAAGUAUUUAUUAAAUAUGAUUUCCCUUGCUGUAAGGGUAUGAUAGGUCUUUUCUUGUUUGUUUUUUAACAGAAGCUGUGAUCUAGUUGGAAUCCAAAUUUGAGAAAUAAACAGCAUAUAUUUCUGCCUUAUAAUAUGUAACUAUUCUAAUCCUGUGGAAUCUUACGGAGAAUGCAAAAACAAAGACCCUUUAAGCAUUUGCUACAGGAGGGUUGUGUUUCCUUUCUGACUCGGUGGGCAGGCAUUUUUGAGCCAGUAUUUAACAAUUUAAAAAAUACGUAAUAUUUUAAAAAUCUGUUUUAUGUUUGUUUUUCAUGUUGAAACAAUUUCUUUGGAAAUGCCUCUUGUUGCUUUUAAAAUUUCCUUUCUUUCUGGGGUCAGUUGCAGUGGAUUUUGAUGUAAUAUUAAUGUGGGGCAGUAUAUCUUGUGUGGGCUCAAGCAUAAAAAAUGCAGACCACUUCCUUAAUUCAGAUCAGUUGGCACUGGGUGAGCUAUCCUGGUUGAAUCAGUGAAAACCUUGGGCACUGGACUUUCUAACUUUCUAACUUGGUACAGCGGUGCAGUGUACCUGCUUUGAAAGACUCCAUUGCAGCAGUGAAAGAGGAUUGGAUGAUACUGAUUGUACCUGAGUGCCAAAACACAGUCAAGGAGGUGGUACCUCGUGAAUCAUAACUGAAACUGUAGUUGACCCUCCACCAGCUCAUUACCCCGAAUAAUUCUUCUGUGAUCAGGAAUGACAAUGGGCUACCUUGGGAAACAGAGCAGUUUGGGGUUAAUUGUGGUGAUCACUGGGUGUUCCAGCGGUGGCUGUUUUAUUGGCUUGUAAGAAAGCCAGUGGUUCCAGAGUGUCAGAGCAGAGCCAUUCUCUCCUCUGGAACAGGAGUGUUUCUGUUGAGCUUUCCUCAUAGAAACCUCUGCUAGGAUACGGUUUAAAACACCGCCUUCCAGGAGAUCCUGUGGUUGCAGAGUGGUCUCUCUAUUUCAUCUGCUUCCUUACUUCUUGCAGAGCCUCACACAGAUGCUUGAAACUGGCUCUCAUUCUGAAGUCUUUUCUGAGUAGAAUUCCUUUCCCCAGGAGAGAGCCGCAUCCAUCUGGAAGCCUUGGUACCGAAGACAGGACCUGGAUCCAAAGCUGGAUGCCAGCAGUUGGCAGGACUGCUGUAGGAAUUGGGGAAGAUUCGGGUUUCUAAGAUGCACAAGCUUUUCAGACCAGUGGUAAUUAAUCCGCUUUAAAACUCACUGGGGGAGAGCUGGCUUUCUUCUGCAGGUCAUGCUGAGCCGUUUCCACAGGUGGAGAGUGGAUGGGAGGGCUGGCGAGGAGGUGGAGUUAAGACUUAAUAGCCUGAGUGCUUGGGUUACCAUGGAAACUGGAGUGUGGGAGGCCACAGCAGAUGCUAAAGAGCCAUUGAGCACUCACCCAGACAUGUAUGGGGACCAGCAGAACUGGUUGGGAAAAACUCCUGCCCCAGGGUCCUUUCUUCACAGCAAGGCUUGCCUUUUCCCUACCCUUAAGCUCGCUCAACAAGAGAAGCAAGGUUUCGUAACUGUCUAACCAUUUUUUAUUUUUUCAUUCUUAUUCAACUAUAUCCUAUAUAUAUAUAUGUAACUGUAAAGAAACAUGUAUUGUUUUCCUUUUAUAUUCAUGUAAUAUUCGGAAAUUAAAUUUCUUUUGUUUCAUA